UCCUCUCUCUCGUCCCUCACACACACUAACGGAGAAAAUGGCGUUUGAAAACCCUCCUGAAACCCAAGAAGAGACAGCCUCUCUGAUAGAGAAGCUUCCAGAACAAGAUGCACAUCGGGGAUGUUCCUCAGUGGCCGAACAAAGAGGGAACCAACUCAUUUUGUACCACUGGACCCAGUCCUUUAACUCCCAGAAGGUGCGUCUGGCCAUCGCAGAGAAGGGUCUUCGCUGUAAGGAAUACGAUGUGAGUUUGCCGCUCAGCGAACACAACGAGCCGUGGUUUAUGCACCUGAACCCGACCGGAGAGGUGCCCGUGCUCGUGCACGAAGAAAAUAUCCUCUGUGACCCCGUGCACAUCAUGGACUACCUGGAGCACACCUUCACUGAGG
Notothenia coriiceps (black rockcod) is the source of this 389-nucleotide messenger RNA. RefSeq names its product ganglioside-induced differentiation-associated protein 1-like. NCBI's taxonomy places the organism in Eukaryota, Metazoa, Chordata, Actinopteri, Perciformes, Nototheniidae. Gene Ontology annotation, cellular component: mitochondrial outer membrane. Gene Ontology annotation, biological process: mitochondrial fusion; mitochondrial fission. The transcript is spliced from 2 exons. The record is from RefSeq and is a predicted model, not a curated record. The annotation marks the transcript as partial.